AUGGCCAGGGAGCAGAGAUCCGGUGGCGCACCGGUGGCGGCCGGAAAAAAACUGCGGCCGGGGAGCGGACGGAGCCGGGCUGCCGGCAGUGCUGGUAGGCGGCGGCCGGGUUGUGACUGGCCGGCGGCGGUAGCGCAGGGAGGCGGAGACGGCGGACCUGGCCGGCGGGGAGCCGGAGCGGCGAUAUGCGGUGGCCGGCGGGGGCAGUUCGCUGGCGGCGGGAGACUCACCGACGGAGGAAGAUCGUGGGCGGCGGGAGCCGGAGGAACAGCGGCGGCGUCCGGAAAAGGACGGAGGGGCCGCCGGCGGGGGCCGCAGGGGCCGGACUGA
This is a messenger RNA of Cryptomeria japonica (Japanese cedar), 330 nucleotides long. RefSeq names its product H/ACA ribonucleoprotein complex subunit GAR1-like. The transcript has a single exon. NCBI's taxonomy places the organism in Eukaryota, Viridiplantae, Streptophyta, Pinopsida, Cupressales, Cupressaceae. The record is from RefSeq and is a predicted model, not a curated record. Bases 1 to 330 code for a protein of 109 amino acids.